Pocillopora meandrina is the source of this 2903-nucleotide messenger RNA. NCBI's taxonomy places the organism in Eukaryota, Metazoa, Cnidaria, Anthozoa, Scleractinia, Pocilloporidae. The record is from the annotation of a GenBank genome assembly.
AUGAGAAGCCACUGCUCAUCGAACCCUUGUCCAGACUACAGCACAUGCCAAGAGGAAUUCGACUCCUACAAAUGCAUAUGUCCCGUAGGUUACGGUGGUAAACAUUGCGUGCGCGUAUGUUCUCUUAAGCCGUGCCGACAUGGCAAAUGUGAAAGUUCAAACCAUGGAAAGGGAUUCCGAUGUGUUUGUCCUCAACAGUACACUGGUAAGUGGAUUUUUUUUUUUUCAUUUUUAUCUUUUUUUUUUUUUUUUUCAUUUAAAGUUAUUCCUUAUUCGACAUUUGUGGGUACCAUUUUAAUGCAAACAAAGUUGUUAUAAAUGAAAUAAAUGAUUAAAUAAAUAGUGAAUAAUACAUGGGCGCGCGUAGAUAUGGAAUUUCCCUUCGAGAGUUUCAUUCGAUAGCUCACUGUUUUGGUGUUUGAGGACAGUCUCGAAGGAUCUUUUACACUAGGGUCAAAUGUGAGAGAUGUUUAACUCAAUGAUCUCUACAGCGAAACCAUGACGACGUGCGAUCAAUAUGCAAAUUCCUAGCUGUGUUAAAAGGCACGACUAAUGCACGAGUAAUGCAAAGCCGCAAAAUCACUCCAGGGCGCGUAAACAAAUAAAAAAAUCUUAAUGAUUUGCGGGCGAACUGGUACUGGUGAUUAGGCGCGAACUUGCUGUGGGGCGAAUUCACCAGUUAACGAUAUGCAACGCAAAUCUCUCACUGUUGAACUUAAGAUUCACUUAAACUUAGAGUUUGAAUGUUUUGUAUAAUUUCCUAAGGGAAUUUUGUGAGGUCCGCAUGGAGAUACCCUGUCGAGAUAAGUACUUUGGUGCUUCAAGUAUAGGCGUCUGUGGUCCGUGUAAAUGUGAAGUGGAAAAUGAAUCUGAGUCCAGUUUGUAACAAGUCUACAGGAGAGUGCUACUGUAAUGUAAGUACUACAUGGAAGAAGCUUAUCAGAUGAACUUUAUUUAAACCGUGGAAAGUUUCGAGAGUCUAAACCAGGGGAAAAAAUCAGAGCAGUUUCUGUUUUUCUUUAAGAAGUCAGGAGAACAGGGAAACGCUUGCACCUCAAGCAACGGUCCCAUCAUGCCUAGCUCUUAACUCUUUGACCCUUAAGAAUGACUAGCAUCUAAUUUCUCCCUGUGAUAUCAUCCCUGAAUCAAAUAUUACGGUCACGAGAAUGAAGGAAUUGAUCACCAGUUAAGGAAGCUCUAGAUAGUUUAACAAAUUCUCCUUGUCAGGACCUUUGGAAAGGUGAAGAGAACAGUACAGAGAUUAUGCAUACUGAUCGUAGGUUGCAUAGGGUUAACUGUACAAACAUUGUCUGAACUUUUGCCACUUUCAAAGGCAGACCCCCUCGCGUGAAGAAGACCUGUUGAAUCGGGUAACGCGUUCACUGCCUUAUCUGUGUAAAAAGUUUUGGUGGCGGAGAUAAUAGUUUAAUGGUGUCUAAAUUUCCUAUUUCUUGCCAAGUCACAAGAAACCCACGGUCAAGAUGUGAAAUUCUGACUAGGAGAGCUGUUUCGAAAUGAUUACAUGACAAAACGUACAAACUUUUUGGACGGGAAAAUCCACUUUUAAUUUAAGUGUGCAGCUGCGAAUGUGCAGAGGAAGUUCACUGGUCAAUUUUUUCACCCUGAAGAGUGAUUAGCAUUUACUUUUUCCUUACAAUAUCAGCCCUGAAUGACAAAAUAAGGUCAUGAGAAUAAUGGAAAUGAUUAACAACUACAGAAGCUCUAGAUCGUUGAACCAAUUCUCCUUGUUGGCCCCUCAGGAAUUGUAUAGAGAACAGUAUGGAGAAUAUGCAUACUGAUGUUAGGAUGUAAAGGGUUAAAGAAAGUUUUGCCAGAAAACGCAACCAAGAGAGUAGUUUACGGAUCAAAACCGACUUUUCGAUCCGGAAUCCCUUGCGCUUACAAUUUCUGCCUCUCUCAAGAACAACAACUUAAGUUAUUAUUUGAUAUGAUCCACAGGCCCUUCUUCAGUCAGCCAGAACUCUGUUUAGCUCCGAUAACAAAGAUGUGUGGGACGUCGUUCAACAGGUAAUAAUUAUUGGAUCAAUAUCUGAGCACUUACCCUUCCUCCGACCCAAGAACGGUCAACUAAUAACAAGUUAGUGUUGUUUUUUGGCUAAGGGAAGGGUAGGUGUGCAGUUGCGCAGGUACUGACCUUGAUCCGAAUUAUUUUUAUUCUUGUUGUUUUUUUUUUUGGCAAGUAAUCCACGGUCGAUUUGUCGCCGGUUUUUAUUUCACUAUGCUCUCCAAUUGGCCUGUGAAACUCGCGCCCUUUCAUCCAGUCGCUUUACUGCAAACAGAAGCCAAUAAUGAAGUGUUAACUGUGAUCAUCACACUUAUUCAGAAUGCACGCUACUACUAAGAUAUAUUCAGAUGUCUGUGGUCAUCGCAGUAAUCUGUAGUAUUAAUCUUUUCCGCUUCGGCUCCAGUUUUCAAAAAUAAUAUCAACGUUCGUUCUGUUGACUUGCACAAACCGUUGACAUGCGCAAUCCGUAGCAAACGUGGGCGGACGUCAGCUACCAAGACGCAAGUAUUAAUAGCUGAUUGUGAUAGUACAUGAAAAAGCACACAAAAUUUUUCUCUGAAUUAAUUUGAAUAUUGCUCCUAGAAACGAAUGACCAGUGGAUUGUGACCUCCUUGUUUAUAUUGACACGAGCAAAAAAACAGAUUGAAAACUUCAGCGGAAACUUGGCUAGAAGUUUACCGCACUUAAAACGAGACUCGCGCAGAUACAGUCGUUGUACCGAAAGCAUUUUGCCCCCGUACACGAUUAUUACACUCGAUAUUGGUAAGAAAUAUAUUUUGUUGAGUUUGCUGUGUCUCUUGGCAUUGUCUCUUUGCAGGCUAAAGAGGCCAAACAUUCUGGAGUGAAGGAAGAUUUGACCUUAACUUACCGGUCAAAU